GUAAACAUGAAGUAAGAGCAGGGAGCGCCUCUGAUACUCAGCUAUGUGGCAGAGCAGGGGAGGGCACAACUACACGAUUGUUCCUCUGCAGACAUCCAGGACUCACUAUACUAGGAGUUUCAUCCAAACUAAUGGACCUUUUUUUUUCACCGACUGUGACGUAUUCUGCCCAGGUCUGAGCGGCGUUGUUCCUGAUUUCUAGCAACUCCAGCAGAGUGGCAACAAAGGAAAGGAGGAAGUUUAACUCAUGCUGCCAAAGCUCCUGAAUUUCUUCUCAAACUCCUCACCUUAGUGAAGUGGUUUGGAUGCAGCUAUUGUGCUGGCUGCUGUGCCUCGCCCUGACUGAGGCUCUCCCUGCGGUGCCAAAGGAACAGGUGGCCCGGCAUGCUAUCAAGCUCUACCAGAGCAAAACGCCGGUACACGGCCACAGGUGGCUGACCAAUAACUGCAAGCUGCUGGUGGGUCUUCUGCGGCAGAAGAAUGUGGUCAUCCACAAGCUGGCGGCAGCUGCAAAGGCUGUUGGAAGAGACCAAAACCUUUCAGAGCCAGAGAAGCUCUUCCAGGUUCAUACUCUGGAGGUUUUUCAAAAGGAGCUGAAUGAAAGCGAGCACCUGGUGUUCCAGGCAGUGCACGGCCUGCAGAGGGUGCUGCAGGGAGACUAUAGGGAUGUGGUCAAUAUGAAGGAGAGCAGCAGACAGAGGCUGGAGGCCCUCAGAGAGGCAGCUAUAAAGGAAGAACAGGAGUACAUGGAGCUUGUGGCUGCAGAGAAGCAUCAGCAGGAAGCCCUUAAAAAUGCUUUGGACAAGAACAAGACUCUUACUAUCCUAGAGGAGAUCUUGGAGGAUGUGAGGAAGGCCGCAGACCGCCUAGAGGAGGAGAUCGAGGAGCAUGCCUUUGACAACAACAAACAGAUGAAGGGAGUGAAUGUGGAAGCAGUCCUCAGAGUGGAAGAGGAUGAGGAAAAAGGAGGGAAAACGAAGAACAAAUCAGCACAGAAAGAGGUGGAAGAUGAUUUGGGGCUUAGCAUGCUGAUUGACUCCCAGAAUAACCAGUACGUUCUGACCAAACCGCGGGACUCCACCAUGCCGAGAGCAGACCAUCACUUCAUCAAGGACCUAGUGUCAGUGGUGAUGCUCUCCCUGCCUUGUGGUUGGGUUUGCAGUCUGGUGGGUCUUCCUCCCAUGUUUGGAUAUAUCAUCUGUGGCGUCCUGCUCGGCCCUUCUGGCCUCAACAGUAUCAAGUCUCCAGUUCAGGUGGAGACUCUGGGGGAGCUGGGUGUGUUCUUCACUCUUUUUGUGGUGGGACUGGAGUUCUCACCUGAGCGCCUUCGAAAGGUAUGGAAAACCUCGGUUCAGGGGUCGUGCUACCUGAGUCUGCUGAUGGUAGGGGCCGGCUUGUUAUGGGGCCAGCUUCUUCAUAUUCGACCCACUCAGACGGUCUUCGUUUCCACCUGUCUGUCCCUGUCCAGCACUCCACUCGUGUCGCGCUUCCUGGCAGGAGGAAGCAGGGUGGAAAGGGAAGGUAUGAGGAAAUGGGAGCUGGAUUACAGCAGCGUUCUGCUGGGGAUGCUGGUGAUGCAGGACGUUCAACUCGGGCUCUUCAUUGCUGUCAUGCCCACUCUGAUCCAGGCACAGAGCGGAGACUUGGACAGCUUGCUGUAUGGAGGUCUGCGAGUGCUGAAGCUUCUGACACAGGUUCUGGUGUCGUUGGGCGCCGUGCUGCUGCUCUGCCUGCUGCUCAGAUCCUUCCUAAUUGGUCCAUUUUACAAGAAGCUUCACGCCGAGAGCAAAGGCAACAAGGAGAUCCUGGUGCUGGGGAUGGCAGCUUUUGUGUUUUUCAUGCUGACGGUGACAGAGUUCCUGGAUGUCUCCAUGGAGCUGGGCUGUUUCUUAGCAGGAGCUUUGCUGUCAUCGCAGGGUCACAUGGUCACAGCCGAGGUCAUGGGCUGCAUCGAGCCAAUCAGAGACUUCCUCGCCAUCAUCUUCUUCGCCUCUAUUGGUCUUCACGUCUUCCCCACGUUUGUGUUGUAUGAGCUCACCAUCCUGCUUGUGCUCACACUUACACUGGUCAUCAUGAAGUUUGUAAUGGCGGUGCUGGUUCUGUCCACCAUCCUGCCUCCGGGUUCUCGACACAUUCGGUGGAUCGUCUCAGCUGGUCUGGCUCAGGUCAGCGAGUUCUCCUUUGUUUUGGGCAGCCGCGCACGUCGGGCUGGUAUCAUCUCCAGAGAGGUGUACCUGCUGGUGCUCAGUGUCACCACUCUCAGUUUGCUGCUGGCGCCGCUGCUGUGGAGAAUCACCACACACAGGAGGAUUCCUCGCACCGAGCGCAAAACUCUCACAUGAUGGCAGAGACUUCAGGGAUGAGAAGAAACGUUGCUCUGCAGAAUCAUCACAUGAAGCCUUAUCAUCGUUUUUUACUUGACCAAAUCUUCAUCAUAUUCCUUUUUCUGAUUCAGCACUGCUGUAUAAAUACUUAAAGGACAAUUCUGCUAUAUUUUGACUGUUACACGUCCCUACACCAUUUUCACCACACUGAGCUCUGUAUUGUUUUUAAUCGUGCACACUAAAGCACUUCUAAAACAAACAAUGGACCAACUCUGUUCAAUAUUAGGAGAAGGUAAUUUUUUCCUUAUUCCGCAUGUUUUUCGAGGCCACACUUCAGUUACACUACAGUUUAAGCUUUUUUUGUUGUAAAUGAAAGCGUCAUAGGAUCACUGACUCUGCCUUAAACAAAGGUGAAAGUUUCUUGCUGUGUAACAUUGUUGGUAUGCUGGUUUAAUCUCAUCCUUCUACUACUGAGUUUCAGUUGAAAACUGAUCAAAAUCUGACCAGUUUCUUUUUUUUUUUUUUUUAACGGUAUGUUGAACUGCAGCAAUAGAAACAGACAAUGAAACGGUUUCAGUAGAAGAAAACGAAACAUUAAAUUAUUUAUUAAAUGCUGUUAUUUGAAGAAAAACCAAACUGCACUCGUCCAGUGAAUGUUAUACAUGAUGUGCCUGCUCCUCUCAGCUCCUUCCUGCACUAAGAGGGGGAGGUUUCCAUACUGAAAUGUAAAAACAUUUGUCCUAUAAGAUCAUUAAGUACAAUGUCAUUAU
Cyprinodon variegatus (sheepshead minnow) is the source of this 3094-nucleotide messenger RNA. It is a transcript of the gene slc9d1, whose product is annotated as transmembrane and coiled-coil domains 3. Gene Ontology annotation, biological process: proton transmembrane transport; potassium ion transmembrane transport. The transcript is spliced from 15 exons. NCBI's taxonomy places the organism in Eukaryota, Metazoa, Chordata, Actinopteri, Cyprinodontiformes, Cyprinodontidae. The record is from RefSeq and is a predicted model, not a curated record. The coding region runs from base 306 to 2342 and encodes 678 amino acids. Gene Ontology annotation, molecular function: potassium:proton antiporter activity. Gene Ontology annotation, cellular component: membrane.